Messenger RNA from Microsporum canis CBS 113480, 915 nucleotides. RefSeq names its product methylglutaconyl-CoA hydratase. NCBI's taxonomy places the organism in Eukaryota, Fungi, Ascomycota, Eurotiomycetes, Onygenales, Arthrodermataceae. Gene Ontology annotation, molecular function: enoyl-CoA hydratase activity. The transcript has 2 exons. Bases 1 to 915 code for a protein of 304 amino acids. Gene Ontology annotation, cellular component: mitochondrion. Gene Ontology annotation, biological process: fatty acid beta-oxidation. The record is from RefSeq and is a predicted model, not a curated record.
AUGGCUGCUGCUCGAGUAUUCCGUUCAACAGCCCUUCGCCAAUUCCCCGUCAUCCAGAUUCGCCGCAAUGCCACGCUCGGCACCAGCGCCCAUGGGGAUGUGAUCAAUGUUCAGCAGAUUCCCGCACCAGGCGCAGGGCACAUCAGAGUACUGCUGCUCAAUCGACCGCAGGCUCGCAAUGCGAUCUCGCGACAGCUGCUGAACAGCCUGGGAAAGCAUAUCGAUGACAUUAAGGCUGAACAGGGCAAAGGUCCAACUAGGGCGCUGGUGCUCGCCAGCAACGUCGACGCUUCAUUCUGUGCGGGAGCAGACUUGAAAGAGCGAGCUACUUUUACAAAACAGGAUACGGAAGCGUUCCUGGCUCAACUCCGCCAGACAUUCGCCAACCUGGACGAGCUACAGAUUCCAACCAUCUCUGCUAUUUCGUCCAUGGCACUAGGCGGCGGACUGGAGCUAGCACUAUGCACAAAGCUACGUGUCUUUGGAAGCACGAGUAUAGUCGGACUGCCCGAGACUCGACUUGCCAUCAUCCCAGGCGCAGGAGGCACUUACCGCCUGCCACGUCUCAUUGGCAAGAACCGCGCUCUGGACAUGAUCCUCACUGGACGACGGGUCAGCGGUGCCGAGGCCUACUUUCUCGGACUCUGCAACAGGUUAGUCGAGGUGACGCCCGAAGAGCAAGGGAAGCCGGGAGAAGCGAGGGAGAAGGUUCUACGGGAAAGUAUCAAGCUUGCGCAAGACAUCUGUGAAGGAGGGCCUAUUGCGCUAGGUCAGGCUCUAAAGGCUGUUGAUGGAUUCGAGAGGGGCGCAGAGGCAGAGAACGAGGCGUAUCUUGGAGUCGUGGAGACCGAGGAUCGGUUUGAGGCUCUGAAGGCGUUUGCAGAGAAGAGGAAGCCUUCCUUCAAGGGACGAUGA